UACAUACACUCCACAAACUGAGGGUCCCCCACGAGCUCUGUUCUUUUCCUCUUCCAGGGUGACCCUGUAAACUACGGAAGGCUCUUAACCUUUCAUGUUCCAGACAACCACCAUGACGGAGAGUUGCGGUGGAAACUGCCGGGGGGAACCACUGCUGGAAACGCAGGAGGAAGAGGUUGCAAAAGCUCCAUGGAGACUUAACGUGGAGGAGUUUCGUUUGCCAAACCAAACGCAUGAACAUCACCAUCAUCGUUUUUUCUCUUUUGGUGGACUUCUUCGCAAACCCAGGAAGCAACGGAAAGUGGCAGAAUAUUACAAGCAGCAAGAGAGCCUACUUGAAGGAUUUACUGAGAUGGAGACUAUGACUGAAACGGGUGGUUUCCCAGGAGCUCUCACCGAGGAUGAAAUGAAGCAGCUAGCAAAGAGUGAGAGGAUGGCUAUUCACGUGUCAAAUAUAUGUAACGUAGUGCUGUUUGCAGCAAAGGUUUAUGCCUCAAUUGCAAGCAGAUCAUUAGCAGUCAUUGCCUCAACCAUGGAUUCUCUCUUGGAUCUCUUGUCAGGGUUCAUAUUAUGGUUUACUGCACAUGCCAUGAAAAAGCCAAACCAAUAUCACUAUCCAAUUGGAAAGAAACGCAUGCAACCGGUGGGUAUCAUUGUCUUUGCAUCAGUGAUGGCAACCUUGGGGUUGCAGAUUUUGAUUGAAUCUGCCCGGGAACUUAUUUCCAAGUCUAAGCCUGACAUGGAUCCAACAAAACUUCAUUGGAUGAUCGGGAUUAUGGUGGGUGUGACUAUAGUGAAAUUCAUUCUUAUGGUCUACUGCCGAAGAUUUAAAAAUGAAAUCGUUAGAGCGUAUGCACAAGAUCACUUUUUUGAUGUCAUUACUAAUUCUGUUGGAUUAGCUGCUGCUGUUUUAGCUGUUAAGUUCUACUGGUGGAUUGAUCCAACAGGAGCUAUUAUUAUAGCAUUGUAUACAAUUAACACAUGGGCCAAGACUGUGAUUGAGAAUGUUGGUUCACUCAUUGGAAGAACAGCACCACCUGAUUUUCUGGCCAAGUUAACUUAUCUGAUAUGGAAUCACCAUGAGCAGAUCAAGCACAUAGAUACUGUUAAAGCAUACACCUUAGGUGCAGAUUACUUUGUGGAGGUCGACAUUGUGUUGCCAGAAGACAUGGUUCUCCACGAAGCACACAACAUUGGUGAGACACUCCAAGAGAAGCUAGAGCAACUUCCGGAAGUUGAGAGGGCUUUUGUGCACAUAGAUUUUGAGUUCACCCACAGGCCAGAACACAAGACCACGGUGUGAUGUCUCGGAACAAUGCUGUCAUAGCUUAGUUUUGGUAAUUCUCUUGUUUAUUUUAUGUAAGCCUAAUAACGUAAUUUUUUUUAGUAGUUUGUGAUUCUUCUGAAUGAUAGAUACUUCCUAUGUGGUUGAUUAAGAGUAAUAUGGGUUUAGUCCUACAUUUAGUUGUCAAAUAGCAUUGUUUUGUUAUGUCAUGGGACAAUAAUUGUA
Messenger RNA from Vigna umbellata (rice bean), 1510 nucleotides. Its product is annotated as metal tolerance protein 9-like. Gene Ontology annotation, cellular component: membrane. Gene Ontology annotation, biological process: monoatomic cation transport; transmembrane transport. NCBI's taxonomy places the organism in Eukaryota, Viridiplantae, Streptophyta, Magnoliopsida, Fabales, Fabaceae. The record is from RefSeq and is a predicted model, not a curated record. Gene Ontology annotation, molecular function: monoatomic cation transmembrane transporter activity.